AGUCCUUGUACUGUCGUUUAUUUUGAUAAAGAUAGGGUUUAAUAGUAGAAAUACAGUCGAAAGAAAAUACAACGCAAACAAGAGUACAUACAACAUAUCAAUAACAUCGUCCGUUUGACAAAACAGAGUCAAGAGCCAGUAAGGUGCGCACAGUUUUCAUUUCACGUUUUUACAUUUCCAAAAAGUCCGCCAACACGCCUUCACACCUGUUGUUGGCGCCGUCCUGUAAAGCCCUCAAAGGCGCUAUAGAAAAUAAAGCUGUGUCGUUAGAGAGAUAAGAGAUAGAUAAGAGUGGAUUGAUCCCGUAGGGAAACGCUGUAUCAUCAGAGAGAUAGAGAUAGAUAAGAGUUGAUUGAUCCCGUAGGGAAACUGAUUCAUAUUAUUAUUACUUUGAAUAGUCCGGGACACAGGACUCUCCCCUCUGUAGGAGCACAGUGCCGUGUCGGUGUCGCCGUGAAGCUGAGUGCACACCGUGCACGGCGAUACUUCCGCAGUGCUGCCGACGGGACGGGACGCCCGUGGCCGGUGGCCCGUGGCCUCGCGCCUCGCGCCUCGCGCGGGCGCCGGGCGCGCGCCGCUGCCCUUUGUCCCCCCAGGCCCAUUGUGUGUGACGGAGGAAACCCUGUGCAGCGCGGGCCGCCAUCUUGGAUCGGCAGACUCCUCAGCCCAGGAUCGCCCUGCGGAUCCCUUCACAGCGCCGGAGCGAGUCGACGCAGCCGCCCUCGGAAUCACGCGCCACCAUGGCCACUGCUCCGUACAACUAUUCCUACAUCUUCAAGUACAUCAUCAUUGGGGACAUGGGAGUGGGAAAGUCCUGUUUGCUUCACCAGUUCACAGAAAAGAAAUUUAUGGCCGACUGCCCCCACACGAUCGGCGUGGAGUUCGGGACGAGGAUAAUCGAGGUCAGCGGGCAGAAGAUCAAGCUGCAGAUCUGGGACACGGCGGGCCAGGAGAGGUUCAGAGCCGUCACGCGGAGUUACUACAGAGGGGCGGCCGGGGCGCUGAUGGUUUACGACAUCACCAGGAGAAGCACGUACAACCACCUUAGCAGCUGGCUGACAGAUGCGAGAAACCUUACCAACCCCAACACUGUGAUCAUCCUGAUAGGAAAUAAGGCAGACCUGGAGGCCCAGCGAGAUGUGACGUACGAAGAGGCCAAGCAGUUUGCAGAAGAAAAUGGUCUGUUAUUCCUUGAAGCAAGUGCAAAAACGGGCGAGAACGUGGAAGACGCAUUCCUGGAGGCGGCCAAGAAGAUCUACCAGAACAUUCAGGACGGCAGCCUGGACCUGAACGCCGCCGAGUCGGGGGUCCAGCACAAGCCCUCGGCCCCCCAGGGCGGGAGGCUAACCAGCGAACCACAGCCCCAGAGGGAAGGGUGUGGCUGCUAAUGACCACCCAGCACCCUCCUCUCGCCCCCGGGGUACCUGGGGGGGGGAAGACAAUGAGGGGCGGGCUCGGCUGCCGGCUCCUCCUGCGCCCCCUCCUCUGAACCCCCG
Molecule: messenger RNA, 1496 nt
Organism: Lepisosteus oculatus (spotted gar)
Lineage: Eukaryota; Metazoa; Chordata; Actinopteri; Semionotiformes; Lepisosteidae
Product: ras-related protein Rab-14
Biological process (GO): Golgi to endosome transport; phagosome maturation; defense response to bacterium
Cellular component (GO): trans-Golgi network; recycling endosome; phagocytic vesicle
Molecular function (GO): GTP binding; GTPase activity
Source: RefSeq, a predicted model, not a curated record